AUGGGAGAUUGUGUGAUUCAUCUAUGGCAGAUACCUACAACAUCAGCGGUUAUUGGAUAUCCAACAAAACCAGUACCACGUAAAGUUGGAGAUGUAUGGAUAUUACCAUACGAAACUUUUUAUUGGCUAACAUGGAAUGAUACGUCAUUCUAUGUUCCUGCAGAUGCAACCUACAGUUUGGGUAAAUCAACGAUGAUUGCUUUUAACUUAGUAUCAGACGAACCCUUAACAUCGGAUAUAACAAUCUCUAUGCCGAAAAGCACCUUGAUGGACCUAGGUAACUACAGAUUGCUGACAUGUCAUCCCAUGGACUAUAUGGUGAGAAGAUGGCAAAACAUAACUUAUAAUGAAACUCUACCGUUGAAAGUAGGAUGCCAUAUACAUUAUAACACUAUGAUGAUUGAACACAUGAAUGCAACUCGUAAGCAACAUCUAUUCCGACGAAUUAACUCCACAGACCCAGAUUACACCAACAGACUUUUGUCAGAUGUCAUUUUUAUUUCCAAUCACACAUUUGGCCUACACGUAUUUGUACCACCUCCUCCGGAAUCUCAGCCAUAUGAGGAAGCAAAGAAAGCAGUGGAAACCUUGAACAAACAUUUUGCAGAACAUGGUAAAAUCAUAGAGGCUGUUCAUAACCAAACCACAAAGAUGAUACAGCAGUUUCAGGGUGAAACACAUAAGAUUAAGAAGGGUCUGAGACUAGCGUUAUCCAUUACUGAAGGAUUUGACACUCUUAUUCUUUCUCCUCUUAUCCUAGAAGCAAUGUCAAAGAUGGAAAGACGUCUGGUCUCUGCUGUCCUCCCUCUCUUACUGCUGGACUUGAUGGAUUGUGAUCUCAUGAGCCAGGCAUGGACUGUCCCUGACUGUACCAUAGCAGAUAGCUCCCUAUUGUCAAAUCUCUCCUUCUACAUCCCAUUUUGUCCCUUGGCCCCAGGGCUGCAUAUUUUUGCAUCAUGCUCCAAUGUUACAGACCUGACACAGACCCUGAGAGCAGUGCCCCAGGAUAUACAGGCACUUUGCCUCCAGGGCAUGGUUCCUGUCCUGCCAGCUAAUGCAUUUGGUCACUCCCCCUUCCUACAGCUUUUGAGGCUACAGCUGGGCACCCUCAAGAUUAUAUCUGAGGCCUUUCAAGGAUUGAAUCGGCUGCAGUACCUUUCCUUUGAGCAUCAUGCUCCCUGUUGCUUGAGUCUAUUUCUCCCUCCGGAUGCCCUGGUGCCUCUCACAUUCCUCAGUAGUCUUUCCUUUCAAGGCUACUGCCUGAAUUAUAGCCAGAACAUUCAGUUGCCAAUCAUUAGGCAUCUAACCCUGGGGCACAGCUGUUUGAUAGAGCUGCAGGAGCUACAAGUGCUCUUCUCAAACCUUGUACUUAGUUUUUCUCCUACAGCCAUCCCCAGACCAUGGUCUUCCUUCCUAGAGGUGUUGGAUUUGUCUUACAACCUGAAGCUGAACCAGGCAGGUGUCAGAGCCUUGAAUGGCCUCCAGCUCCAUUCCCUGAGAUUGGAUGGCACCCCAUUGAAUGCAUUAGGUCUUUUAGGCUCAGGACUGCUCCAUCUGGACUUUCUGUCCCUUGUGGGUACAGGUAUGGAAAAACUGCGGGAAGUGUCAGGUUAUUUUGAGCUUCGAGCACUUGACCUUGGGAGAAAUCGAAUCCAAAACAUAGAGGAUGGAGAUCUCAAGCUGCUUUCCUUAGAACAUCUCAGCCUUUACAGCAAUGGCCUGAAAUUGCUUCCCAUAAAGUUUCUAAAUGCCUUGCCCCAGCUUCAAAGUCUCAACCUUUCCAUGAAUAAGCUGGGUCCAGCCUUGGUGCUCCCAGAUGGGCUGGUUAGCACAAACUUGAGAGUGCUAGAUCUGUCCAACAAUGAGUUAUGUGUUCUGCCCUAUGGAGCCUUCUCCUUUAUUCCUCAACUUGAGAAGCUGUGGCUGAGUGGCAACAACAUCUCCAACUUAUCCAGUGAGAGCCUGGAGGGACUAAAGCAGCUAAAGACACUAGACCUGAGCUGGAACAAAAUUAAGGUACUAAAACCAGACUGGCUCUCCUUUCUUCCUGCUCUCACCUCACUGAACCUGCUGGGCACCUAUUUAAGUCAUAUCCCAGGCAAGGAGCUCCAAGGUCCCCAGAGGCUGAGCCAUCUGCAGCUGGGUUCACUUCAGAUGCUGGACUUCUAUCCUCCCUGGCCUCUAGCUCUGCUCAGCUUAGAGAUAUGGGCAGAAACAGGUAUCUGGUUUAAUAACUUCAAUGAAGAUCCCUUCUUGUUCCUGGAGAAGCUGAUCUUACAAACUUCCAAAGUGGUACUGUCUCCAUACAACACCUCAGUUCAUUUUCCUUCCCUGCGUCAUCUCACUCUUCGAGGCGUAAGUUUCUUUGGCUUCUCAAGUCAACAGUCUCAGAGAUCCUUCCCUCAGUUUCCUGUCCUGGAGCACCUGCACUUCUGGUCUGAUUAUGGGAGUACAGAAAACCUGCAACUAUUUGGGAUGCCCAAGCUUCGAGAGCUCGGGCUCGGAGAUCUGAAUUUCCACUAUGAGUCAAGGUCAACAAAGCUGGAGCUGGUACUGAAGGAAGUGCCUCAGUUACAGGUACUGGCAUUGAGCCACCUGAAUCUUGGGAACCUCUCCAUGUCCAGUUUCAGGGACUUGGACCACCUGCAGCUACUGCUGUUCAACUCUGAAUGGACCCUGGGGUUAGACAGCAACCUUCAGGAGUUAAUCCCCCAGAUGCCUCAAUAUGUUUAUUUCUCAGAUGUCACCUUCACCUGCCAGUGUGAAAGCUUCUGGGUGGGGCCUUGGGCAACACAGGCCCCCAACACCUUUGUGUAUGGGCUGGAGAAAUCCAUCUGCAUGGCCAAUGCUUCUGACUACUCCAAGACUCCACUGCUCUCCUUCCUUUCUCAUCAGUGUGCACGUGAUCUUGAGUUUCAGGGCUUUCUUGCCAGCUUUACUCUGGUGCUCCUGUUCUCUAUCCUUGUACUGCUUGGCUGCCCCAAAUGGUCCUGGCUUCACCAUCUCCGGACUCUUUUUCAUGUGUGGUGGUGGAAACUAUGUGGGCGUGGCCCCAGAAGCCAAUUCCACUAUGAUGUCUUUAUAUCCUACUGUGAGCAGGACCAAGACUGGGUGCUGGAAGAACUGGUUCCUACACUGGAGAAGUCUCCUCCAGCAGGCAUAGGAAACGCAGAAGACAAUCUGCGAGUCGUGCAUGAGACGCAGAGCGGAAUGAGGUUUUGCACUAUGCAAGUUGUGAGCUAUGCUUGA
Messenger RNA from Ictidomys tridecemlineatus (thirteen-lined ground squirrel), 3249 nucleotides. The record is from RefSeq and is a predicted model, not a curated record. NCBI's taxonomy places the organism in Eukaryota, Metazoa, Chordata, Mammalia, Rodentia, Sciuridae.